Messenger RNA from Rangifer tarandus platyrhynchus (Svalbard reindeer), 1587 nucleotides. The record is from the annotation of a GenBank genome assembly. Lineage: Eukaryota; Metazoa; Chordata; Mammalia; Artiodactyla; Cervidae.
AUGGCGGUGCCUGCCCUGAAGGACCCCGGUCAGAGCCGUGUGACCUUUGAGGAUGUAGCCGUGUACUUCUCCCAGGAAGAAUGGUGUCUUCUUGAUGAGGCUCAGAUACAACUGUACCUUGAUGUCAUGUUGGAGAACUUUGCACUUGUAUGCAUACUGGGUUCUUGGCCUGGAGCUGGGGAUGAAGAGACACCUUUUGAACAGAGCAAAUCUGUAGGAGUGUCACAGAUUGGGACUCCCAGGGCAGAUUCGUCUGCUGAGAAGGUCCAGCCCUGUAAGAUAUGCAUCCUGGUCUUGAGAAACAUUUUGCACUUGACUGAAGAGCAGGGAACAAAUAGUGGACAGAAAGCAUACUCAUGUGGGACACAUGGAAAACAGUUCUGUUUCACUGCAGACAUUCAGCAGCACCAGAAGCAGCACACAAGAGAGAAUCUUUUACAAUAUAUUAAGGGGAAACUGUCAGUUUUGAAGAGCUGCACAAUCCAUGCAUCAGGAAGUCUCUCCCCAUACAGUGAGAUUGGGAAGGAAUUCGUGGCCAACAUGGGAGUUCACCCACAGACCAAAACCACCAGGAAUCAAAACAACAGUAAGGCGUGUGAAGCUGUUUUUCACAGUGGAAAAAGUCAUCAGAGCCGGGGAGAAAGCAAGAAAGCCUCCAGCCGCACAGACAUACUUGUUCAAGAUGAGAGAAUCCUCACUAGUGAACGGUCUUGUGAGUUCACAGGCGGCACUCACAAAAGUAACCAUGUUCAGCACCAGAAAGGUCACAUUAGACAAAGGUCUUCUGAGUGCACUGAAUGUGGGAAAUCCUUUGGCCAAAGAAAGUAUCUCAGGAUUCAUAGGCGAAUCCACACUGGAGAAAGGCCUUAUCAGUGCAAGGAAUGUGAUAAAUCUUUUACCUAUAAGAACCGUUUCAUUGGACAUCAGAGAAUUCAUACUGGAGAAAGGCCAUAUGAAUGCACUCAAUGUGGAAAAUGUUUUACCCAUCAAUCCUCUUUCUAUGUACAUCAGAGAAUUCACACUGGAGAAAGGCCUUAUAAGUGCAAUGAAUGUGGGAAGUCUUUUAUCAACAACUCCAAUUUCCACAGACAUCAGAGAAUUCACAAAGGAGAAAGGCCUUACACAUGCAAUGUAUGUGGGAAAUCUUUUAUAACUCUGGCUGGCAUCCGUUCCAGUAGGAAAAUCCACACUGGAGAAAAGCCUUAUGAGUGCAGUGAAUGUGGGAAAUCUUUUACUGCUAGCUCUAGCCUUUGGUAUCAUCAGAGAAUUCACAGUGGAGAAAGGCCUCAUGAGUGCAGUGAAUGUGGGAAAUCUUUCAUUGUUAGCUAUGGCCUUCGGUAUCAUCAGAGAGUUCACAGUGGAGAAAAACCUUAUGAGUGUAGUGAAUGUGGGAAAUCUUUUACUGCUAGCUCUAGCCUUCGGUAUCACCAGAGAGUUCACAGUGGAGAAAAACCUUAUGAUGGAGAAAGGACUUAUGAGUGCAGUGAAUGCAGGAAAUCUUUUAUUAAUAAGUCCAGUCUUUUUGAUCAUCAGAGAAUUCACACUGGAGAAGGGCCUUUUGAGUGCAGUGAAUAUGGGAAAUCUUAA